AUGGUGCGGGGCGGGGCCGUGGGCUGUCCUGGCCUGUCGGAGACAUCCGCUUCCGGGGCCGCGGCCAUCGUGUUCUCCGGGUUGGCAGGCUCGCCGGGCGACACGGAAUACCGGACCCGGGCACCUACGACCGCUAAUUCUCAGUCGCCCUCUUCCUGCAGCCUGCCGCUUGCGCUCUGUUGCUCGCCUCCUGGGCCAGUCAUGUUGGAGCAUCUGAGUUCGCUGCCCACGCAGAUGGACUACAAGGGCCAGAAGCUGGCUGAACAGAUGUUUCAAGGAAUUAUUCUUUUUUCUGCGAUAGUUGGAUUUAUCUACGGGUACGUGGCUGAACAGUUCGGGUGGACUGUCUAUAUAGUUAUGGCUGGAUUUGCAUUUUCAUGUUUGCUGACACUUCCUCCUUGGCCUAUCUAUCGCCGACAUCCUCUCAAGUGGUUACCUGUUCAAGACUCAAGCACAGAAGAUAAGAAACCAGGGGAAAGAAAAAUUAAGAGGCAUGCUAAAAAUAAUUAAUUGGAGUUUUCAUGAUCAGCACCUGCUUUCAUUUCCUGUGAGAUGAGCUAAAUUGCUUUCUACCCAAAAUAUAAGCUAAACCACCUAUGCUCUUACUAAACAGCUGUGUAUAGAUUUAGUUUCACUUCUAACCUGGGGGGGGGGGGUUGACUUAUAGUUCAGACCCUCUCUUCAUAAUAUUCCUCUGAAAUAUGGAACAGAAAACACAAGUAUGUUGUUUCUUUCAGGUAUACAUAAAUAACAGAAUAAAUGCCUCAAAUCUGUAAAAAGAUAGUACAAUUUAACUAUCAAAGUUUUAUAAUUCAUUAUGAGUCAUUAAACCAUAUUAAUGUUUCCAAUUAAAAUGCAUAGU
Otolemur garnettii (small-eared galago) is the source of this 862-nucleotide messenger RNA. RefSeq names its product signal peptidase complex subunit 1 (gene SPCS1). The transcript is spliced from 4 exons. The record is from RefSeq and is a predicted model, not a curated record. NCBI's taxonomy places the organism in Eukaryota, Metazoa, Chordata, Mammalia, Primates, Galagidae. Bases 1 to 510 code for a protein of 169 amino acids. Gene Ontology annotation, biological process: protein targeting to ER. Gene Ontology annotation, cellular component: endoplasmic reticulum membrane; signal peptidase complex.